AUGCCUCUCAGGAAAUCCUUGGUUAAUCUGUUUCUGCUGUGCUUUAUAUUUUCUGAGAAUAACAAUGGAUGCUACUUUGACACAGGUGAGUUUUAUUGAUUCGGAUUCUCUCAUUUCACAUUUUAAAAUCUUAAACAGUGUCCUGUGACUUUUCAUUCAUUAAGCUGAAUCAGUUCGGCAGCUGCCAAGACCGAGCAUCAGUGAUUUCCAGGCUGUCAGAGACAAGCAAAGCCUCGUGGUGAGCUGGCAGCUAAACCACAGUGGCUUAGUGGGAGAUUUUUACGAGAUUCAGAUCGGCCGCACUGAAAACCACAUCAUAAUUUACAGUGUGAGUACUGAAGGCCAAAACUGGAGGAGGGAGGCUUUCUUUGAUUCAAAUAGGUGGAAUUUAGAGCUGUUUGGUGUUUAUAGAAGCAUGUAGUCAUAAAGGAACAAGUAAAAAUCCAUAAUGUUUCUGUGACUUCUGUUUAGUGUCCUGAAAGUGUCUUCAUGCCUUAAAUUUGAUCUUAACAUUUACUUAAACAUGCUAUGAACAAAAAGACAUUUUAACCCUUCAAAGCUGCAUCCCACUUAUUAUAAGAAGUAGACAGUCUUGUUUUUGACUGUAAGUAUGAUGCUGAUAAAGCUUCUGCAAUCUUGUGUGAUAUCCUGUUUGUUGCUCCAGGAGAAUUGUAGUGUGCUUUCUUCCGAUCAAUAUGAGUACACAUGGACAUGGACCUCAGAUCUGCCUCUGGAGUGUGCUGAUCACUCAGCCAGGAUACGUUUUUUCUACAACCAGUUUAUCCCGAGUCCCUGGAGCAAGUGGAAAACAAACCGCAGUAAGAUGCUUCUGCGCUUGUUCUUAAUUUCCUUUUUGUCGCCAUUGAUCAUGAAUCUCUUUAAAUCUCUAUUUAACAGUAUAUUUUGUCACUAAGUCACACAUAGUUUUGAUUAGUCAGUGUGGGUUAGUGAAACCAAACCAGGUGUUUAAAAAAGGUGAGUUUGUGGUGAAUCCCUGAUAAGAUCAUGACGCCAUGUAAGUUCUUGUUUGAACUUCCUCAGCAGAAAUGAGGGGCCCUCCCAUGUUUUUUUCAACUAUCUCAAUAUCUGAGUUUCACAACUCAUUGCAAAUGCGUGCUGCAUUGUGCAUCCUACAUGAGGGACCGCCAAUCUAAAAUUAAAGGACUAACAUAUGUAGAGUCGGGGGGUAUGUUUUCUCUACUCCCUUCAAUCACAUGAAAGGUGUCUCAUUGAUCCAGAAUCUUACAUUAAAGGUUGAUAUUAAGGUAAAUUUACUGAGGAGGAAAUACAAAUCUAUCAGCACCUCUUUAUGAGGACACUACUGUUACUGAGACUCAGAUAUAUUUCUACUCUGUGACCUUUAGGUGAACAGGCGAAGGAGAAGAUCCUGAUUUACCCCUUCCAGAGGGUGCUGAGAGAGGGCACCAGUGCCAUGUUUUGUUGCAUUCCCCCAAAAGGAGAAAAUAUUACCAGCAUUUCCAUCAAUAACAGCAAGCACCCUCUUAUUAGCGUCGACACCAGAGUCAAGGCUAUAUCUGUAGAAAACGUGCCCGUCCAAACAUCGUUUAUCAACUCUCUGACAGUCACUUGCAGCACUGACUCAGGAAACGUCAGAGAGAUCUGGAACUAUGUAAGCUGUGAGUUUAAAUGAUGACAUUUGUAUUCAGUGUUUGAUCACAUUUAUUUAAUUAGACAUACACUGGGUUGUCCAAAGAACCUUUACCUUCAUAUUUAUGUGUGUGUGCUCUGCAGCUCCUCCCCAGAAGCCCAGAAACAUCAGCUGUGUGACCCCAGACAUGACAACUGUCACUUGCACCUGGAAUUCAGACCACACAGAGGAGGUGGAUAACCACAACAAGAAAACGCACACUCUGCACAUUCAGUAAGUGCACAAAUGAAGAAACACAAGGAAUUUUUAGGCAGGACAUGCUUUAAUCAAUCAGACUCAGAUUGAAAAACACUUUUCAUACAACCAUAAUGUAUUAAAAUACAUAAUGCUGUAGAUAGAAAUUAAAAAACAAAUUAAUUCAAAGGGAUCAUUUGCAGCAGUUAGAGUUGUUUUGAACCUUGUGUUCAGUUCCUCAGUCUGUGCACCAGUACCAAUGACUAAAACCUGAGUUUUGUCCUGGUGGAGCUGUGAAAAGUUCUCUGCCAUCCAUGACCUGAUAUCUAAAAUACAAUGAAAAAGAGUGUAAAUUAGAUGUCAGUUAGAUCAGCAGCAGACAUGACAAUAUAAAGCUGUUAAUCAUCUGCAUAGAUGGAAAUAGAUGCUGUGCCUCCUGCUGACAUUUUCAAGAAGUAAAGGGUCAAAAAGUGUGGGGCCUAAAACUGACCCCUGGGGGACACCGCAAUUCAUUUUCUAGCGCCUAAAUGAGCAUUCACCUAUACUGACUUAAAAUUAUUGUGUUUCAUAAAACAACUUUCUAUUUCAGGCAGCAUGUUUGUUCAGUGAGGCAAGACAGUGUACCUCAAAAUACUGAGUACUGAUAGUCCCUGAGUGAAUCAUCCUCUGCCAUCAGUGUAUGUGUGUGGUGUGAAUGGGUAAAUGUGACGAAUCAGUUUUAUAAGGAGAUGUUUCAAACAGAAGUCAUUGCACUUUUUUUCCACCUUUAAAACCCUGAUGAAACCAUGUUCAGAGCAGGAACAGUUGGAAACACUGUUUUGUUUUUGCUGCCCCUUAAAAUCCAGGAACUCAAACCAAGGUCCCGUCGUUUGCCAGCAGUUGUCUUGUACUUUCCCGGCUGUCCCCCAGCUAGAGAAAUACAAUAUCAGUGUGGUGGUGGAGGACCAGCUGGGGAAGGUGACGGAGAUCUUCAGCUUUAACAUCUCUGAAAGAGGUCUGACAUCUCAACAGAAUGAUGAAUUCACUAAGCGAACUUAAAAACAAACAUGCUCAGACAAAUGUACUGUUAUUUUAGUGUUUCCUGUUGUGGAGUGGGACACAGUGAGCCCUGCAGUGAUGGACACCUCUGUGUCAUGGCUCGUUCAGGGGAACUUAACUCACCUGGACGUCCUCUGUCAGGUCACCGCAGAGCCGUACAUCAGCACCGAAGUAAGUUUAACCCACAUUUUAUUCUCCUCAAGUGAACAUUUUUGUGAGUGUUUUCCAAACUUGAAUGUUUGUGUGAUGACAGGUGAGAUGCUCAAAUGUGAGAGGGUUCUGCAAUGGCAAACUGGAACAUCUGCUACCCAACACACGCUACACUACAAGGGUUCGCUGCUCUGCUGGUAGCAAUGGCUGGGGAGAGUGGACUCAGCCUGUAACCUUCACAACCUGUAAGUAAUAAAGGUCUAUAUUAGCAGUGAGGUUUGGUGUGUGCUGGGUACACCCAAGUGAGUUUUACGUAUAAGUUACAUGGAGUUUGGCUACAUUGAGUUUAGCCUAAUAAGGGAGAGGGGUUUCAAGUUAGCCAUGGUUAGAAACCUGUAGUAUAGCAUCUACUUAGUCUACACUAUCAAUUAAUGUCCCAUGCGUUUGUGAACGAAUACAUCAUUACACAUUACAAUCAUUACACAUGAUAAGAGUGAUUAAGUGAUCUUCUAUGCCCCUGACGCCUUUAACAAGAAAGUUUCUUUUUCCUCAGAUCCUUUGGUGAUUUUGGAUGUUUGGAGGAGAAUAGAGCAGCUGCCGGACCCAAACAGUCGUGAAGUUACUCUGCUGUGGACUUUAGUGAGACUUAACGCCUGUCUUUUAUCAUAAAUACAGAUCAGAUACAGGAUUAGUCACACUUCUCUGGUUAUACCAACUUCAGCAGUGACCGCAUGAUAGCAAUUCUCAGCGAUCUAUGUCUCCACGCGCAAACCGCAACCAAAAAGCCACUUUACAGCCACAAAUAAUUCUCAGAACAGCACCUAACUUAAUCAACAGUAGAUAUAGGGUCCUUGCUUUAGUCCUAGCCACCAAACAUCUUUUUAACUGCUUGGUUUCUUUGGCAAAGAAGCCAAACACAACUCACCCACUUUUCUCCAGCAGCCGCUUGUGCAGGGGUGGGCAAUCAUGUGCCAUGGAGAGCCGAGAGGCUGCAGGUUUUCUUUCCAACCCAAAACUCCACCAGGUGAUUUCACUGAUUACCUUACCUCCAAGCAGAGAGCAGGGACUAAUCAAUGAAAUCACCUGGUGGAGUUUUGGGUUGGAAAGAAAACCUGCAGCCUCUCGGCCCUCCAUGGCACAUGGUUGCCCACCCCUGCACUUGUGUGUGGGGGGAGCCCUGAUGAGUCGAUCACCGAGUGCAGCGGAGUUUCGCAGCUCAAAGAAGAAAAUUUAUGAUAAUUACUUCAUGGAAACGCAAUCAGAGUUCUGGUAUAUCUUGUAUGUGAGUUUAUAACUGUUAUUACCGAGUGCUGGCUGGGAAAUGAGCACAGAUGAGCAUAAGAUUUUUGAUGAUUGAUCAAUAGAUGGAUGAAUAGUUGGAUUGAUGCUUUAUCGAUCCUGAGGGAAAUAAUAACAACACCAACCUUUCCAUAGUUACAAGACUGUAACUUUAGCAUGUAAGAUAUAAAACAUGUACAAAAUAAACUGUAGAACCAGCAGAUCAGAUAUUAAAAUUAAUCCAUUCAAAAUUUUGAAUUAGAUCAUCACAGGAAAUGUACAUUUAAUGUUUGCAAAAAGAAAACAAUUGGAACCUACGACUGCAAUCACAGAAUAAAUUUUAAUAGAUCGAAGCACAUUUAUAAACAACUUACAAUAAAAUAUAUGCUACACAACCAAGCCAGAAAAUAAACCUUAAAUCAAAUAAAAUAAUAAAACAAUACUUGAGAAUGUCUGAACAGUAAUUAUAAUCGUUUUAGUUCACUUGACUUAAAAAUUAUAUGUAGCUGACCCCCUCAACCACUGUUUUCAGCGUAUUCCUGGUUCAGCAGCUACAGUAAACAUCCAAAACUACACAGUCCUGUGGUCACAGGGAGGCAAAAACCAGACUGAGUGGAAAGACAGCGGACAGACACAGGCACAGGUGUCCAUAGGACCAGAACAGUGUGACUUCACGCUCCAGGCUGUUGUCAAGAGAGGCUCUACUAUCCCUGCUCACAUCACUGUCCAACAGAGAGACGACCAAGGUGGGGGACACAUGAGAAACCAGUUUAGACUAUCAACACAACAGCUUAAAGCUCUAAAUACAAGAUGCCUACUUUGGUGUCAAAGCAAAUUUUAAUGUUGGGCUGUUUAAGUGACAUUUAUACUUCAGUGUGGGUCAACGUUUGUGUGAUUGAAACAGUCUGAUGUUGUGUUACUGCGCAGCAAACCCCCCGGUGAUAAGGAGGUUAAACAGCAGCACAAACGCUGGUUUUAACCUAUCCUGGGAUCAGCUUGAAACUGCCUCCUGUGGAUACACUGUGGAGUGGUGCAUCAUGGGAACUGCAGUGCCUUGUACUCUGCAAUGGGUAAAAGUGCCAGAAGGAAACAACACUGUAUUUCUCUCUGCAGGUCAGCCUUGUUUUCAGUUUUUUCUUCAUUCCCUUUACUUUUAUGUGAACUUUUUAAAGCUUUUUUGGGGUUAAUUUAUCUAUUAUUGCUUUUACAUGUGGCAGGACAUUUCAAAGCAGGUCGCAGGUACACAUUCAACAUCUAUGGAUGCAGAGAAAACACACACCGACUACUAGAAGUGCAGACUGGAUAUUUACAAGAGCUCAGUAAGUUAUCACACUCCUGUAAACAUGUCCUCAAUGUUUUUAAGAACAUCAGAUUACAUUUCCUGAAUAUCACUGUGCGUCUCAUAAACACAGAUAAGAUGAUUUAAUGUCACCAAACUAACUACGAGUAGAACCAGAGAGAAACAGGAUUGAUGCGCUCAUAGUUACAAACAAAACCAGAUAUCUGAAGUUUUGACACAAAGUCUGCCUCAGAGGCUCCAGUAUGAACACCCUCCUGAGGCCUCCUUCGGGUAUGUUAGGUGAAAAGGAGAAAGUUCAGAGAAAUUACUCAAAUUAUUCAUCCUCUGACACCUUUACUCAGAACACCUGAGGGAAUUUUAUUGUAAGAAAAGAAACGAGAAGGUUAUCAUACUGGGAAGAGAGCCAGCUCAGUGAGACGUUUAGAAGCUGCUUUCUGGCAUUUUUCCUACAAGUUAAAACUUGCAUUGUUAGAUGAAGUCUGUUCCUUUAAUUCCUGUUCACUCAACCCCCACACCCCUCGUUUCCCAAAAUCUCCUGAAUUUCUCUAGAAUCAGUGCCCUCCCCAACACUGAUGGAACCUGUUCAGAGCACUUCCUCAUCAGUGACACUGGAGUGGAGUUACAGGGAGGAUGACACAGCUUAUCCUGCGUUCAUCUCUGGUUAUCUUGUCACAGUGCAGGAAGUAAGGUCUGACAGGCAGUCAGGGUACAAUGCAGGUGAGUGCAGAGGCAAACUCUCACUGCCAGCAACUCCUGAUAAGGAUCUGGUCGUGUUAAAACAUGCAAAUGAUAUGAGAAUCUACUUGAACAUGCAAUGUGACACAGACAUUGAUUUGAAGCGUGAGUCUGUGAUGGUUCUGGACAACAUGAAACAAAGCCCUAAUAUCUUUGUGCACCUCCAGAGCUGUUCAACAUGUCAGUGGCAGACCCUCAGAAGAAGUUUGUGACCGUAGAGGGUCUGCAGCAGAACCAAGAGUACGCUUUCUCUGUGAGUGCUUUCACUAGAGAGGGAGCAGGACAAGCAGCGAGUAUCACAGUCAGGACCAAAACCAACUGUAAGCUCCAUCACCAAUCACAGCUUCAAUGAUAUGAUAUGUUUUUACAACAUUUGAUCCGGUUUCCCCCCUUUUAUAUUCUACUACACGGGCUUGUGUUUGAUCAGUUGAAUUUAUUCUCUUUUCUCUGUCAGACUCUGGUCACAUGGUCAAGGUUCUGACUCCCAUCUUGUUACUGCUGGGCUGCACUGUCCUCCUGUGGCCUCAAAGAAAAACGCAAGUCACUUCUCUGGACCUAAUUUCACAAGUUGUUCCUGCAAAAGACAACCCUAAACCUCUCUCCAUCCUCUUCUUUUUUUGAUCUGUUUCUGUCCUGUAGGCUGCAGAGUGGGCUCAAGGGAAUAUUUGUUUAUCCUGCUGGUAUGAACAUCAAGAUUUCUGAGUUUGACAGCUUCCUGCAGGAGGUGAGGACAGAGCUGUGGUAGUCAGAUCUUACAUAUAUGCUAAGCUAUAUUUAAAAACUAAACCGGUUGACCUAAUGAGUAACCUUUAAGAAUAAUUCCAGUCUUGUUUCUGCCUCCUUCAUAAGUAAAAGCCAUUACUUUGUAGCAGCUAACCCUGAACUUUUGACCUUUCUCCUCCUCCCUGAUCCGAGUUUGGCCUUGACAACAUCUCUCAUCCUUAACAGACAAGCCUCAUUGGAACCACUGACAAACCCUCACACUGUUUUACAUCAUACCUCUCUGGCUGUGCUCAGUUCAUUUGACGUAAACCUCCCAAAUCCCAGCCAAUUCCAAUUACUACUGGUGUCCCUCAGGGUCCUGUCCUGAGGCUCCUUCUUUUUUUAUCAUUUAUUUACUUCCUUUUGGUCAUAUCUUCUGUAAAUAUUACACUAAUUUCUAUGUAGAUGACACCCAGCUCUUACUUCUCUUAAUGUCUUAAAGGGAUAUACUGGCAUGAAUUUAAAUUAGGGUCAAACACACCAUAACACCGAGUUAGACAUCCCCUCGAGAGAUGAAUGUUGCCAACCCCCUGCUUCUCUAGUUAUACCAACUUCAGCAGUGACCGCAUGAUAGCAAUUAUCAGCGAUCUAUGUCUCCACGUGCAAACCGCAACCAAAAAGCCACUUUACAGCCACAAAUAAUGCUCAGAACAGCACCUAACUUCAUCAACAGUAGAUAUAGGGUCCACGCCAUAGUACUAGCCACCAAACAUCUUUUUAACUUUGCCUAAUUUCUUUAGCAAAGAGACUAAACACAACUCACCCACUCUCCUCCAGUAGCUUCUUGUGUGUGGGGGGAGCCCUGGCGAGCCGAUUACUGAGUGCAGCGGAGUUUCGCAGCUCAAGGAGGAACAUUUAUGAUCGUUAUUUCAUGGAAAUGCAUUCAGAGUUCUUGUGUAUUUUGUAUGUGAGUUUAUAACUGUUAUUAUCGAGUGUUGGCAGGGAAAUGAGCGUAGAUAAGCAUAAGAGUUUUAACUUUACUUCUUCACCUUCAAGAGUGAGGAGAUAGCAUGAUAUUGUGGUCGUUACUAAAGUUGGUUCAACUACAGAAGCAAGCGGUCAGCAACAUUCAUCUCUCGAGGGGGUGUCUAACUCAAUGUUACGAUGUGUUUGACCCAAAGUUAAUUUUAUGCUGGAACAUCUCUUUAAGUGAACCAUAUCCUGGUUUUGAGAAAGAGUCAAUGACCUGAAAGGGAGAAACCAAUGAGCUGUCAAUUGUAAGGGGAAAACAAUCAAGUUUUGGAUGGUGGUGGAUUUGAUGUAGUUUGUUCAUUUAACUCUAUUUCCUUCUGCAUGUUUACACAGACCGGUGAGCGACUAAACUCUCAGAGCCCAGAGGAGUGCAGAAGCUGUGACAUUGAGAUCUUGAACACGAGACCCCUUCUGACUGAGACAACAAUACUAGGACAUCCUGAGCACCUGAACACAACGCCCCUUCUUGCUCCCGGGUCCUCUCCUUCAGCUCUACCACUCUCCUGUGUGCCCCACCAUGCAGAAUACUGUCCUCAGCUUUGGGACCAGGCAGUUCUUCAACAGACUACAUGCAUCACUAACGAGACUUAUUUUCACACCAUGGAGAGGGACCCGUCUGAAACACAAGGAGUCACACUCUCUGAUAUCAAGAUCAGUUUAAACUUUUCUGACUGUCAACAGGAGCCAUGUAAUGUCAUGAGUGGGUAUAUCUCUAAUGAGAAUUUAUGA
Messenger RNA from Xyrichtys novacula (pearly razorfish), 8807 nucleotides. The record is from the annotation of a GenBank genome assembly. NCBI's taxonomy places the organism in Eukaryota, Metazoa, Chordata, Actinopteri, Labriformes, Labridae.